This is a messenger RNA of Penicillium cinerascens, 1053 nucleotides long. RefSeq lists its product as uncharacterized. Gene Ontology annotation, molecular function: methyltransferase activity. Bases 1 to 1053 code for a protein of 350 amino acids. The transcript has 2 exons. Lineage: Eukaryota; Fungi; Ascomycota; Eurotiomycetes; Eurotiales; Aspergillaceae. The record is from RefSeq and is a predicted model, not a curated record.
AUGACAAUCCAAACCUACGAGAUUGAGAGAAAGGCUCAAACUCGUACACACCUUGAAGCAGAGCUGACGAAAAGCCUGUCAGCGGACGAACGCCAUCUACCUUCUCUCUGUCUGUGGGAUCAGCAGGGCUUGCAGCUGUUUGAAGAUAUUACCCAUUCGGAAGAUUAUUAUCCUUUCGCUGCCGAGGUCAGCCUUUUACGUGGAAAUGUCGACAACCUAUUGGAUCAUAUCAGCGAAGGAGGUGCGAUAUUGGAGCUAGGAAGCGGUUCUCUCGAAAAAACCGAUAUUCUUCUCCAAGGUCUAAGCCAUCUCCAACGCCACGUGGACUACUAUGCACUGGAUGUCUCACCAUCGGAGCUCUAUCGCACGUUGAAUGCCAUAGAGGACAAGCUGGGCGACAAUAGCACGGUGAAAUGCCAUCCGCUCGUCUGCACCUAUGAGGAAAGUCUAGUAUGGCUGAAACAAAACCCAGUACUUGAUGGGCGGGAUGUUAUUGUGCUUUGGCUGGGCAGCAGCAUGGCGAAUGAAACACCGGAAACGAUACAACGACUCCUGCGAUCAUUCAAAGCUGCCAGUGAAUCAUCCCAGAUUGGAAAAUUGACCUUUCUUAUCGGAAUAGACGGCUGCAAAGACAUUACCCGUAUCAGUCGAGCCUACGACCUCAGCAAUGGCUUGUCUCGUCGGUUUGCGAUGAAUGGAAUUGCGAACAUAAACUCUAUUAUGGGGUACAACGUGUUCGACCCGAAGGAUUGGGUGUUUCGGGGGUUAUGGAAUAGCAAGCAAUCCCGGUACGAGACAUGUCUCUCACCCGUACGUGAUAUUGCGCUACAAAUUGGACGACAGGCCAUCCAUUUGAAGAGCAGCGAGCUUGUGCGUCUGAUCUACAGUCAGAAGUGGGAUCGCGGAGACAUGGAACGUAUCUUGGAGGGCACAGGAUUUGGGAUUACAAAGUGCUGGAAGAACCCAGAGGGUGGCUACGGUACGUCUUUGAGUACAGCACAAGUUCUGCAACACACUCAUAUUCCUGGUUUAGUACUGUAUCAACUUGAAUAA